Messenger RNA from Oppiella nova, 1734 nucleotides. The record is from the annotation of a GenBank genome assembly. NCBI's taxonomy places the organism in Eukaryota, Metazoa, Arthropoda, Arachnida, Sarcoptiformes, Oppiidae.
AUGUCUUUCAAUUUCGGCGGCAAUUCCGGAGGGUUUUCGUUUGGAUCCACUCCAGUGACCACUUCGACACCAUCUCUCUUCGGCAAUACCUCCCAAAUGCCGACCUUUGGUCAGACGACUGCCCCCUCCUUCGGGUCCACACCUUUUGGCGCACAGACAUCACAACCGCAGCCACUGUUUGGCGGACAACAGACGCCAUCGCAGACGCCGUCCUUUGGAUCCACUUCUUUCGGCUCCAACACAGGCUUCGGUGGUCUGAGUGCUCCGGCGUUUGGCGCCAAUCCUACCACACAAUCGGCCCCACAAUCCGUCUUCGGCUCAUUUGGCUCGACUCAGCCAUCAGUUCAGGCCUUUGGCUCAGGGUUUGGCGCACAGACGACACCCGCGACGGCCACCACUUCCAGUCUUUUCACGUUUCCGUCGGCACCACAACAACAGACGACUCCAUCUCUAUUUGGUGGACAGACAGCCGCCACCACUCAGAGCACUGGUAUGUUUGGCUCACCUUUUGGCGCAUCGGUAGUCAGCCCUCAGACAUCGCAAUCGACGGGUCUGUUCGGCGCCACCCCUCAGCCCCAACAACAGCCCACAAGUCAACCGACCCUCUCGUUUGGCACGAGUCCAGCGCUGGGAUCAGCUUUUGGUCAGACGGCUGCGUUUGGGGCGACCUCUGCAGCUCCAGCGGCGCCUGCCUUUGGAUCGACCGGAGGCUCUCUUUUCGGGGCAACAAAUUUGCCCACUUCUUCCUCUGCGCCUACUUUUGGCGGUUUUGGAACUCCUGGCGGAACCGCCGCCACUGGUUUUGGUGCUCCGGUAGCGCCCACCACUUCGGCGCCCGCUUUCAACUUUGGCGGAGGGAUUCCCACAGCGACCACAACUACACCCACCCUCUCGUUCUCAUUGAAUCCUCCGACGCCGUCAACCCUAUCAGCGGCCUCUUCGGUGCAGACAUUCGGCACAACCAGUGGUUUUGGUUUGACUACUCCUAUAGUGAGCUCAUCGACGGCAGCACCGGUGCCUUCCUUUGGGUUCGGCGCCCCAACGGCUACCACUUCUGCGGCCGCGCCGUCCUUUUCAUUCCCAUCGGCGACGACCACAGCGUCUGUUCAACCGCUGUCUUCACUGACGGGACCGACCAUUGCUUCCUCUUCCAGUGCAGUACCAUCUGCUGCCCCGGCGUUCAACUUCUCGACAUCCACUCCAACUCCUGCGCCCACUUUCACUCUCACCACUCCAUCGACUACUCCUUCGGCCACCACUUCCGCACCUUCUUUUGGCCUCAAUUUAGGCACUCCUUCGCAGACAACCAGUGCAUCGAUUGCCCCGUCAUUUGCAUUGACCACAACCUCCGCCGCAGCAGUUCCUCCAAAAACCACUGCAUUCUCUAUGCAGCCGUCGACAACGACUACUACGACAGUGCAACCCAUAACUACAGCCACACCUAAUCGAGUGACUUUCCGUCAACUGGAAGACCAAAUCAAUAUAUGGCUCAACGAAUUGAAUCAAUUAGAGGCCGAGUUUCACAUCCAGGCGCAGACCAUCAAUUCGUGGGAUUCACUGCUUAUCAAUAAUGGACUCAAAAUCACUCAAAUCAACGAAACUCUUGAGAAACUAAGAACAGAUCACACGAGACUUGACCAUCAGUUGGACUUUAUUAUAGCGCAACAGAACGAGUUGGAACAGCUAUUGUCACCAAUUGAGUCCAACAAGUUUGAGAUGAGCGCCAAUAAUGCG